UUUCGUUUUUGAUCGUAGCAACUCGUAGUGUCUUGUUCGACUUGUGGCAGACAUAUUCUGGAAACAAAUUUGAGGAAAUAACUUAGCAAGAUUUAAUUCAGUAAUCAUGCCAGCUCAAAUUGCCGAAGAAGAAAUCUUUAAAACCGCGCCAUUCGACCCUCGUUUUCCAAACACCAAUCAAACUCGUUACUGUUACCAAAGUUAUAUUGAUUAUCACAGGUGUCAGAAAGUCCGCGGAGCCGACUAUAAACCAUGCGAAUAUUUUUCCAAAGUUUUCCAUUCUGUAUGUCCUAACAGCUGGAUAGAAAAAUGGGAUGACCAAAGGGAAGAGGGAACUUUCGCUGGAAAUAUUUAGAUGAUUCCUGUAUUGAAGCAUAUAGUUACUAAAUAGUUGUAUUUAUGAAGACAUGAUUGUGUCAUAUAUAAAUUUUUUUUGUUAAUAUAAACAACGUCUUGAUUUGUUCAAAUUUCAUGCUGUCAAUACAUUCAGACCUUUGUUAAAUUAUACACAAAUAAAAUUAGGUGUUAGUAUAUUCGAGGCGUCGAAUUGCAAGACUCACUGUAUCCAUCUUUCGAAAAUUUUUAGAAUUCAGAAAAACUGUUAAACAGCAACAAAUAAGCUUUUCCAAACUCAUCCAUCACAUCUAAAUAUUGAUAAAAGUUUUACUGCAUUAUCCUCCACAUUGAUUAAUAAUCGUCGAAUGUCAUCGAUCUUUGCUGGUUUCACGGGAUUUCCUUGUGGAAUUAUUUCAGGUAGUUUAACUUUUGAUAGGUUGAUACCCUUCUUAGAAACAAACUUGAAUUGGUCUACAUCUGAGUUGAAGAAAGGCUCUCCAUCACACCGAUAUAUUAGUUCGAGAAGAUUUCCUGAAUAAAAAACGUUUUGCUUCGUUAAAUUGGAAAUACCAACUAGCAAGCCUGCAUUGAAACUUCUCCAAUCGUACACUUCAACUUCUUCCAGUCCUUUAAUAGGAAACACCAGUCAAUCGACUUGGUGUUUGGUGACGCAUUGCAAGAAAAAUAUGUUAACAUAGCUGUCAUUAUCGAAUUUCGAUUCUGUCCUCCACAUCAGCACAGUUCCACCAUCAUGGGGCCUUUAGAAGAUCCCAUCACAAUGGUGAUAUUGUAAAUAUACAAUUGUCUGCUGUACUAUGCACUUUGGUAUUGAAUCUUUGGUAAAACCAAAUUUUUUUGACAAUCAAAUGACACAAUAAGUAGGUUGCUUGGUUCGUCUUUUAGCUUCUUAUGAAAAGCUUUAUACCUCGCUUUGUGAUUAAUCGAUAAUCAACUUAUUUGUUUCUGAUUCCCUCUUUAUUUUCCCUUUCAGCUCGAUGCAUUUGAAACAUGCAUCAGUUAUUGGUGAACUGAACCCUUUGUUGUGUCAAACCCUGGUCAAAAAUAUUUUUGAAAAACGUUCUCUUGGCUUUCAGUUUUAACAAGCUGCUCGUUAUUGUACAUACGCCAAAGCUUGAGCAGAUUUAAGUCACCUGAGACGUAAUGUCUUUGGAUCGACUGAUGCUCUUUUUAUUAAAUAGACCUCUUUUAAUCUAGGUCCUCCUCUCCGCUCCACCUGUAAAUUUCCAGACAGCAAAAAUUUUUUUGAAAAGAGUUUGACCUUGACAAACGUAGAUUGACAAAAACGAAUCGGGAAUUUUUGAGUUCCAGCUUUUCUAACAAAGUAUUGGGUACUCGCCGUUUUUGAUGUAACGUUUUUCUUUACAGGGCGGGAUUGUUUUAUUGGAAAAGAUUAAAUAAAAUUAUCCUGAUGGAUUUUGUCCCUAUGGGAGAAAUUCUUUGAUGUCGUUCAUCGUCAAAGUCAUACACGUAAAUGUUGGCGUGUUUUUCUUUUUGGUUAAACGAUGAUCACAUGUAGGAAAAUCAGGUAUACUUUUUGGAGUAUGCCUAAAACAAUGAAAAUAAUAAAUCUUGAGAAUAACUGUGAAGAAAUAUCAUCAUUAUAUUAUACACUGUGUUUUCCACUGUCUUCUUCUUCUUCUCAUGCCGUCUUUUCAUUGAACGACCACGUCUUUAAAUGCAUCUCUGUCCAUCGCGACAUGAAACAAUUCUCCGACGCUGAGAUUUGUCCAUUCUCUCAUGUUACGGAGCCAGGAUUUCUUUUUCCUGCCGAUACCUUUCUUUCGCUCUACUCUGUCCUGCAUUAUGCUCUGUAGCAGUAGGUGUUUGUCGUUGCGUAAGAUGUUUUUCUUAACUUAAUAAUUGUCAACUGCUUUCUUGCGUCUUAGUAUCUCGUCGUUAGUGAUUCUGUCAGUCCAAGGUAUCUCCAGGAUGCGUCUCUAGAGCCACAUCUCAAAUGCUUCAAGUUUUUUUUAUCAUUUGAUCGUUCAAGGUCCAAGUUUCCACUCCGUACAUCAGUACUGACCACACAUAACAUUCCAUGAAUCCUAUUCUGACGUGAAGGUUUUGAUUUCUGUUUGCAAACCUUGAGGAAUACUUGACAAAUGUCUGUCUUACCUUUCAGCUUUUUGAACAGAUCGUUUCCAUUUUGAAAGGUUUUUUUUGGUGCAGCAUGGGUCAAACAUAUUUCCAUGAUUUAAGAAUUAAUAAUAUCCACGAUUUAAUUAUGACAAUACAUUUAAUUAAAACAAUUGACAUUGCAAAAUUAUCAUUAUCCAUAGCGGUAGAGAGGGCGCUACAUACCAUUAUAUGUCACGGGAAUCUUUUUGCGCGAUCUCGUUGGCUCAGUGGAUAUAGUUAGUACCAGCGUCGCUGCAGUAAAAUAUCAUGAGUUUUGGAAUGACACACGUGUGAAUUUAAUAGGAAUAAAAUCAUUUUUGUAACGACAACACACUGCAGUUUUUGUGCAGAACUUGCAUAGACUCAAAAUCCACCUUGAUAUUGGAAAAAUAUGAAUAUAAUGAGUUUUGCAAUGCCACUCCUAAUUUGUUUCUUUUUUACUCUUCAUUUUAUUAUUAAAAAUGGUAUAAUACUUUCUAUUUAGGUUUUUAUGACUGAGGCUAAUUUGAUAUAAUUAUGAACAAAUUUUUUGGAAAACUGAUGAUGUUUCCUUUGAAACAAGGAAUUUUUUUGAGAUUAAACUUUGAUUUUCGUUUGAAAAACAUAUUUCUCAUUGCGACAGACAAAUAAAAAUCAAAAUUAAUAAAACCCGGCAUUUACAGACUUUAUUUGAGUAAUAAGACCAAGACACUAAGUUUUUAAACUAAACAACUAUCUGAUUUAUGAAUCAGUUGAUGUUUCUGAUAAGGCACUUGAGUGUCAAAGGUCUGAAUUAUUGGGUGUUUUUGUUAAGUACCGUUAACAAUAAGCACUCACUGCACAUGUUUAAAAAAAAUCAAUAGAAACUGUACUGACCACAUAAUCUUGUGUCUCCUGUUCUUUGUUUUGUUUGGAAAGUCAAAAUACGAGAGUCAACCUCCGAUCGCUCCGUGCAGACGCUACGCGGGUAUGCGCUUUAGGUGACUGCACUACACACUCCGCCAAUGUUGAUAUUCAGGCGUCAGUCGGCGUUGUGCUACAGCCACGUAAACAAGUCCGCUAUUAUUGAUGCUCCCGCCAAGUGUGUUUCGUUUUCUACAGGCUGAAGGCCAUUGUGCUGCAGAAAUCCAUCGGAGAAUGAGUCGUGUGUAUAGGGAAAACUUCAUGAGUGAUGGUGUUGUGCGUGAACGGUGCUGAAAGUUUGAAGAUGGUCGUAAUUAUGUGCAUGAUGAAGGGAAACAAGGACGCAAAUAGUUGAAGAAAACCACAGAUUUACCAUUACUGCUUUGUCUACGGAAUUUCCAGAAGUUUUGUACUCUACUUGAAUUCAUUGGCGGUAACUUUCUUUGAAUAGGGUAUCGAAAAGCUUGUUCAUGGGUGUGACAAAUGACGCAAUCUCUUCGUUGAUUAUGUCGAAAAGUAAGUGUACCAAUCUUUUGGUAAUAAAAUUAUUGUUUUAUA
This is a messenger RNA of Diorhabda sublineata, 3915 nucleotides long. It is a transcript of the gene COX6B, whose product is annotated as cytochrome c oxidase subunit 6B2-like. Gene Ontology annotation, cellular component: mitochondrion; respiratory chain complex IV. The record is from RefSeq and is a predicted model, not a curated record. NCBI's taxonomy places the organism in Eukaryota, Metazoa, Arthropoda, Insecta, Coleoptera, Chrysomelidae. The transcript is spliced from 2 exons. The coding region runs from base 107 to 355 and encodes 82 amino acids.